Messenger RNA from Diaporthe citri, 747 nucleotides. RefSeq lists its product as uncharacterized. Bases 1 to 747 code for a protein of 248 amino acids. The transcript has 2 exons. The record is from RefSeq and is a predicted model, not a curated record. Lineage: Eukaryota; Fungi; Ascomycota; Sordariomycetes; Diaporthales; Diaporthaceae.
AUGUCUCUCAGCACCACGGAGCCCAUGACCACAGCAUCCACCGGGCCACUCGCCAUCAGGACGCCAUUUGUGCAGCCAUCAGACUGCAAGACCCAAUGGAAGACCACGACCGUGCCAGAGUCCGUGGUGAGCGGCACCACCAUUAUGACUCCCAUCAUGGUUUCUGAGCCGGCCGCAACUUGCUAUCCCUCUGGGUGGGACGAAGUUACACCGGAAAGUCGCCUCAGCUUCAGCCCGGGUGUGUGUCCGGAAGGAUGGGUGUACAAUGCCAUGGCUGAGGACGGCUCUCCAGCGGCAUCAACGGCUUUCUGCUCGGCUUCUCAUAUAUGUUUUUUCGACGGGUACGCACUCGCAACCUCACUGUACCCUAGUAAUCGAUGUGGGAAGUUCGCACGGAAUAUCGAAGACGACGACGAGGACUCGUCAGAUACAAACUUGGGGAAGAUCGUCAUGGUGCAUCAGGGGUGGGCCAUCACCUGGGCUGCAUCUGACACGGCGACACUGACGCCGAUGUUGCCCACGCUGACCAGCUCCAUGAGAGUGCCGACUUGGACACCGGGCCAAACGAUCAAGGGCGGCGCCUAUGACCCUUCCCACCCAAGCCCAAGUACUAGAGAGUACUUAGGUGACGGCGUGUUUUACUUCCUGGUGGUUGGACUGCUUAUAUUGGGAGCUCUCUCGAUCGGCUUAUAUGGUGCUGUGUGCGGAGAUGUAAGAAAGAUAGGCGGCCCAAUAUACGUUACGUAG